AAACUAAAGUUCAUAAACCCAAAGAACAAGAAAACCAAAACAAAACAAAACAGAACAAACCAAAACACAGAGGCCAUGAUAUUAUUAUCAGUUUAACGGUCCAAGCCUCGCCAACACCCCCUCCUUUCUUCUUUCAUAAGUUUUGAUUUGUACGAAAGUGAAACUUGGGGGGAGCUGGGAAGAUGGCAGAAAGCGCAGCACCUGAUUCUUUAUUCUGCUCUGUUUGCUUGGAGGUGUUGAAGAACCCCGCGACUCUUCCUUGUGGCCACAGCUACUGUAUGGACUGUAUAAACAGCUACUGGAACCAAGAGGAGCAGAGAGGUGCUUGCAUCUGUCCCCAGUGUAGACAGAAGUUCUGCCCCAGACCUGUGUUGAACAAGAACACAGUUCUGGCUGAUCUGAUGGUUAAUAUGGCAGAGGGUGGACGACCCACCAGUCCUGAGAAGAAUGAAGUUGGUUCAGGAGAUGUGGAGUGUGACUUCUGCACCGUGAGGAAGCUGAAAGCUGUCAAGUCUUGCCUGGUGUGUCUGGCUUCUUACUGUGCCACACACUUGCAGCCUCAUUAUGAGUCUGCUGCAUUCAAAAGGCACAAACUGGUGGAGGUGUCGACUUCCAUUCAGGAGAAGAUCUGCUCCAAGCAUGACAAGCUGCUCGAGGUCUACUGUCGCACUGAUGACCAAUGCAUCUGUCUGCUUUGUGUGAUAGAUGAGCACAAAGGUCAUGACACCGUCUCAGCUGCAGGAGAGCGGGAAGAGAAACAAGGAAAAUUUGGAAUGAAGAAGCAGAAAUUCCAGCAAGGAAUACAGGAAAGAGGAAAGCAGCUUCGGCAGCUGAAACAGAAAAUGAAAGCACUGCAGAGCUCUAGAGAUGCGGCGCUUGAUCAAAACGAGAAGGCCUACGCUGAAAUGGUCAUGAUGGCAGACAAAAGGCGAGCUGAAAUGAAGGAGCUGAUUGUUGAAAAGGAAAAGGCUGCAGUGAGUCGAGCUGAGGCAUUCAUGGAUCGACUUGGGAGGGAGAUCAGUGAUCUGAGGAGGAGAGAGGAUGAAAUUAAUCAGCUGACGCUGACUGAGGAUCACAUUUAUUUCCUGCAGCACUGCAAGCCCAUUUUUGACUGCACAGAACCUCAAGCAUCCUCUGAUUUCAACAUCCAGCUACACACACCUUUUGACUUUGUGACAAAGGCUAUUUCAGAGUUGAAAGGGAAAAUGGAGCUCAUGGCAAAAGAUAUUGAACAAAUAUCAGAGAAAAUCAAGAUUGAUCAGGAUCCAAAGACAAGAGAGGAGUUCUCCAUGUAUGCCUGCAGCCUCAGUUUGGAUCCCAACACUGCAUUUGAGAACCUGUGGAUCUCUGAGGGAAACAACAAGGUAACCUGGAUCAAAAGAGCCCAGAAGUACCCCUACCACCCUGAGAGAUUUCUCAAAUAUGAUCAAGUGUUGUGCUGUGAGGGUUUAUCUGGGCAUGGCUACUGGGAGGUUGAAUGGAAAGGGCCCAGGGCUGAAGUAGCUGUGUGCUAUAAAGGGGCAAAGCUGGAAGAAAGUUGCUUUGGAUACAAUGACCAAUCCUGGUCCAUUUCCCUUUCAAAUUCUGGAUGCCACUUUUGGCACAAUGGAAUCAAAACCAGAGUGCCCACCCCCUGUUCUUCUACAGUGGGAGUGUAUCUGGACCACAAGGCAGGAAUCUUGUCUUUUUACAGCGUGUCUGAAUCUGGUCAGAUGAUGCUCCUCCACAGGGUUCGGAGCGAGUUUUCCCAGCCUCUGUUCCCUGGGUUCAUGGUCUCCAGAGGAGCUUCAGUUAGGAUAAAAGCACCAUAGAUGGUCAGGGCUGUUUACAUUAGGCAAGAUCUUUAUCUGUGCAAAUUAAACUCUACUGUUGAUUGUUUUCUAUAGUUAAAGAUAGCUUUUUAUAAUACUAUACUACAUGUUAACCAUUUAUAUAGCAUCUGUAUCUGUAUAGAACUGAUACUGUAAUAAUUUUGAAAAUAUAAGAAAUAUAAUGUUACUGUAAACUCAGAAUUUUUUUUGCUUCCAAAUGUUGAAAUAAAGCCAUUGAA
Molecule: messenger RNA, 2050 nt
Organism: Melanotaenia boesemani (Boeseman's rainbowfish)
Lineage: Eukaryota; Metazoa; Chordata; Actinopteri; Atheriniformes; Melanotaeniidae
Product: tripartite motif-containing protein 16-like
Exons: 6
Coding region: 183-1811 (542 amino acids)
Molecular function (GO): zinc ion binding; protein binding
Source: RefSeq, a predicted model, not a curated record